Messenger RNA from Rubroshorea leprosula, 2178 nucleotides. Lineage: Eukaryota; Viridiplantae; Streptophyta; Magnoliopsida; Malvales; Dipterocarpaceae. The record is from the annotation of a GenBank genome assembly.
CCUAAACCAUUUCGGGUGUUGGAUGCCUGGCAGUAACAUCCAGAAUUCAAGAAAGCAGUAGAAAAUAAGUGGAAUGAGCUUCAGGUGGAAGGGUUUGCAGGAUAUAGAUGUAAACAGAAGCUAAAAAUGUUGAAAGAGUUCUUAAAAGGCUGGAAUCGUGAAGUGUUUGAGGGUAUGGAAGCCCAAUUCAACAAAGCAGCUAAAAAGGUGGAGCAUGUUGAUAUGAAGAACGAGGAGGGUGAGUUGGAAGAUUUUGAGCUGGAAGAGAGACAUGAGGGAUUUCAAGAGAUGUGGGCAGCCAUGAGGAAGAAGGAAGCCAUAUGGAAGCAAAAAUCAAGAAGCAAUUGGGUGCAGCUGGGUGAUGCAAAUACAAGAUUUUUCCAUAGAGUGGCAAAUGGUACAAGGGCUCAAAAUAGCAUUUCAGGAGAAGACUGGAAACGCCCCAGGACUGCUGGAAUAAAAUUUAAGCAGAUUUCUCAAGAGAGGAAGGAGUGGCUAGAAAGACCGUUUUCAGAAGAGGAGAUUGAAGAAGGUUUGAGGAGCUGUGAAGGAACUAAAGCUCUAGGGCCAGAUGGGUACAACUUUAACUUCCUCAAGUGUGUCUGGCAUAGCAUAAAGGAGGACUUUGUGAGCUUUUUUAAGGAAUUUCAUCAAAAUGGCAGGUUAGUGGGAGGGCUGAACUCUUCUUUUUUAACUCUAAUUCCAAAGAAGUUGAGCCCAACGGAAUUGAAGGACUAUAGACCUAUAAGUUUGAUUGGGUGUGUGUAUAAACUGCUGGCUAAGGUAAUAUCUCACAAACUAAAGACAGUUAUGCCAAAGAUAAUAAGUGAUACUCAAUCAGCAUUCUUAGGGGGUCGGCAAUUGGUUGAUAGCAUCUUAGUUUUAAAUGAAGUAGUGGACGAGGUCAAGAAGAUGAAGAGGCAAGCUUUUGUGUUCAAAGCAAACUUUGAAAAAGCUUAUGAUUGUGUAGAUUGGGAGUUUUUAGACUGGAUGAUGGGUAGUUUUGGCUUUGGCACUAAGUGGCGAGGAUGGAUAAAAGAAUGUCUCUCGACAGCAAGGGUAUCGAUUCUAGUGAAAGGGAGUCCAACGGAGGAGUUUAAGAUGGGGAAAGGAUUACGACAAGGGGAUCCGCUAUCUCCGUUUCUUUUCUUGAUGAUUGGUGAAAGGUUACAUGAUUUGGUAAAUAAGGCAGAGACUGAGGAUAUGUUUCACAGGAUACCAAUUGGUACAAGGGGGUUGGAUGUGUCUUUACUCCAAUUUGCUGAUGAUACAGUAAUUAUGGGAAGAGCUAACAGUUCGAAUAUUUUUAUGGUGAAAUGUAUUUUGAGGUGGUUUGAGUUAAUGUCUGGAGUGAAGAUUAAUUUUAGUAAAAGCAGCGUAUGUGGAUUUAAUGUGUUGGAAAGGUGGUUGAAAGGGGUAGCAAGAGUUUUGCAAUGUGGAGUUGGCAAAACACCUUUCAUUUGCUUAGGAAUGCCAGUUGGAGGUAAACUAGGGAGUAAGAAGUUCUGGAGGAAGAUACCAUGGGUUAACUGGGAGUUAGUUUGUUGUAGUAGGAUGAAGGGUGGUUUAGGAGUGCCAGAUCUAUGUAGGAGAAAUUGGGCAUUACUUGGGAAAUGGUGGGCUAGAUUGGGUGAUGGAUUGGAGAGUUUAUGGAAACAGGUGGUUAGGGAGAAAUAUUAUGGAGGUAGGAGGAAGGUGGAUAUUACUGGAGUAGAAAGUGGAAGAGUGUCUAAGAUUUGGAAUGAUGUUGUUAAAAUAGGAGGGAUGUCUGCGGGCUUAAGGAAUUUGUUGCUGAAGAAAGGCAAGGAGGACCACUGGUGGUGGAUUCAUGGACUGGAUGGACAGUAUGUGGUGAAAACAGCUUAUGAGGCUUUGGCACCUAUAAAGUGCACUCUUGUGGACCAAUUUUGCAAGAUGAUCUAGUGUAGAUUAGUCCCUUCCAAAGUGGGUUUUUUUGGUUGGAGACUAUGUCUUGAUAGACUCCCAAAAAAGGUGAAUUUACUAAAAAAGAGGGGUGGUUUUGCAGGAGGAGAGUUUAAUGUGUGGCUUGUGUGAUGGUAUGUUAAAGGAGGCUAACCAUCUCUUUUGUACAUGUAAGGAGGCUUGGUUGGUUUGGGUGAAUAUGCUGCACUGGUGGGGUAUGGAGGUUGUGUUUCCAAAUACAGUGGAUGGAGUUGC